This is a messenger RNA of Triticum urartu, 1594 nucleotides long. RefSeq names its product transcription factor IIIA. Gene Ontology annotation, molecular function: 5S rDNA binding; DNA-binding transcription factor activity. Lineage: Eukaryota; Viridiplantae; Streptophyta; Magnoliopsida; Poales; Poaceae. Gene Ontology annotation, biological process: regulation of transcription by RNA polymerase II. The record is from RefSeq and is a predicted model, not a curated record. Gene Ontology annotation, cellular component: nucleus; nucleolus.
ACACGUGUCGCUGGCUCUCCAUCCUCCUCCUCAUUCGGGUAGUGUGCUCGAGGGUUCCUCUUCCUCCACUGCGCCGCCGCGAGCCUCCCGACCCCUCCGUCGCGAUUCUGCGAAAUCCGGCGGGUUCCUCCGCGAUCCGAGGCCAGAUGGGAGAAGGAGAUCCGGAGGGCAGCGUCGUCGGAGCGACGGAGACCUCGACCUCGCCGGCGGCCGCGGCGGCCGCCCCUGUGAGGGACAUCAGGCGCUACAAGUGCGAGUUCUGCGACGUCGUGCGCUCGAAGAAGCGGCUGAUCCGAGACCACGUCCUCGAGCACCAUAAGGACGAAGUGGAUGGUCUGAAUGAGUACAACGUAGGUGGUGGUGGCGGCAGUGCGCCGCCGGGCAAGGAGAUCGGCCAUGAUUGCAAGGAGUGCGGCGCGAGGUUUAAGAAGCCGGCGCAUCUGAAGCAGCAUAUGCAGAGCCAUUCGCCCGAGAGACCCUUUGCCUGCCAUGUAGAUGGUUGCCCUUUCAGCUAUAGCAGGAAGGACCAUUUGAACCGCCAUCUGCUUACUCAUCAAGGAAAACUAUUCAUGUGCCCUAUGGAAGGAUGCAACCGUAAGUUCAGUAUCAAGGGUAAUAUCCAGAGACAUGUUGAGGAAUUUCACGAGGAUGGCCCUCAUUGUGGAGGCAAGAAAGAGUUCAUCUGCCCAGAGGCUAACUGUGGGAAGGCGUUCAAAUAUGCUUCCAAGCUACAGAAACACGAGGAAUCACAUGUCAACUUGGAUUACACUGAAGUUAUCUGCUUCGAACCAGGCUGCAUGAAGACUUUUACUAAUGUGGAAUGCCUCAAGGCCCAUAACCAAUCGUGUCAUCAGUAUGUUCAGUGUGAUAUCUGUGACACUAAACAGCUUAAGAAGAACUUCAAGCGGCAUCAGCGAAUGCAUGAAGGUUCAUUUGUCACUGAGAGGAUUAAGUGCAACUUCAAGGAUUGCAAGCGCUCAUUUUCAAAGAAAUCCAAUUUGCACAAGCAUAUUAAGGCAGUUCAUGAGCAGAGUAGACCUUUCACAUGUGGAUUCUCUGGGUGCGGCCAGAAGUUUUCAUACAAGCAUGUACGGGACAAUCAUGAGAAAUCUAGUGUUCACGUGCUUUUUGAGGGCGACUUUGUGGAGGCUGAUGAGCAACUCCGACCUCAUCCAGGCGGCCGCAAGAGGAAGCCCAUUUCAGUCGAUACUUUCAUGCGGAAGAGGGUAGCUGCUCCUGAUGCUCCGCCUGCUUACAGUGAUGGAACUGAGUAUCUGAGAUGGCUUUUGUCAGCUUGAUUUGUCCUGAACUGGAGGAAAGAUGCUAUGUUUUUUUGGAUGAUCGGGCAUUCUUCUGUACUUUGAAAUGUCCGCCUUAUUAUUGUCAAUGUUAUGUGUGUAGGAGUGUGUAUGUAUGUAUGUAUAGCUAAAGGAAAUAGAUUGGCAAUAACAGUAUGUACUGUGUGUCAAAUAGGGUAGCAAUUGGCAAGCAAGUCCUUUUUCUUUUCUUGUUCAACUGUAUGAAGUAUGAAUAAAUGAAGAUGCGGCUUCCGCUUAAGUAAUGAUGAACACCUAUCGGGUUUUAGAUGUAUUAA